Peromyscus maniculatus bairdii (prairie deer mouse) is the source of this 4219-nucleotide messenger RNA. RefSeq names its product solute carrier family 16 member 2 (gene Slc16a2). The record is from RefSeq and is a predicted model, not a curated record. Lineage: Eukaryota; Metazoa; Chordata; Mammalia; Rodentia; Cricetidae. Gene Ontology annotation, biological process: transmembrane transport. Gene Ontology annotation, molecular function: thyroid hormone transmembrane transporter activity.
GCUCGAGGGACCGUCUGUCGCGGGACGGGCUGGCCAGCUUGGGCGCUGGGAGGAGGAGGAGGAGGAGGCAGCGGCGGUGGCAGUGCUCGGAGCGGCAGCAGCAGCAGUAGCAGCAGAAACAAGUACCCGCCAGACAACAGCUCCUCCGGCUCCAGCAAGCCACAGUCAGUCCCCUGGCCGCGAUGGCGCUGCCAAGCCCGGCGAGCGAGGAAGCUGAGGGGCCCUGUCAGGAGGCAAACCAGGAAUAUCAGGAGCCAGUGUGUAGUCCGGUGCCCGAGCCGGAGCCCGAGCCGGAGCCCGAGCCGGAGCCCGAGCCGGUGCCAGUGCCCCCGCCCGAGCCUCAGCCUGAGCCUGAGCCUCAGCCCCUACCCGACCCUGCACCCCUGCCAGAGCUGGGGUUUGAGGCUGAGCCAGUGCAAGAACCCGAGCCCACGCCCACAGUGGAGACCCGAGGCACCGCGCGUGGCUUCCAGCCUCCCGAAGGUGGCUUCGGCUGGAUAGUGGUGUUUGCAGCCACCUGGUGCAACGGCUCCAUCUUCGGCAUCCAUAACUCUGUUGGGAUCCUCUACUCCAUGCUACUAGAGGAGGAAAAAGAGAAAAAUCGCCAGGUGGAGUUCCAAGCAGCAUGGGUCGCAGCCCUCGCCAUGGGCAUGAUCUUCUUCUGUUCUCCCAUUGUGAGUAUAUUCACUGACCGCUUGGGCUGCCGGAUCACAGCCACCACCGGGGCUGCGGUUGCGUUCAUUGGCCUCCACACCAGCUCCUUCACCAGCUCCCUAAGCCUGCGCUACUUCACCUAUGGGAUUCUCUUUGGUUGUGGCUGCUCCUUCGCCUUUCAGCCAUCACUCGUCAUCCUGGGCCACUACUUUCAGCGUCGCCUAGGUCUAGCCAAUGGUGUGGUGUCUGCAGGAAGUAGCAUCUUCUCCAUGUCAUUCCCCUUGCUUAUAAAAAUGCUGGGGGAUAAAAUCAAGCUGGCCCAAACCUUCCAGGUGCUGAGUACCUUCAUGUUUAUCCUGACGCUGCUCUCACUCACCUACCGACCACUCCUGCCCAGCUCCCAGGACACCCCAAGCAAGAGAGGCCCCCACACGCUGCGACAGCGCUUUGUGGCUCAGUUCAAGAAGUACUUCAACAUGCGCGUGUUCCGCCAGCGCACCUACCGCAUCUGGGCCUUUGGGAUCGCUGCCGCCGCCCUUGGUUACUUCGUCCCCUAUGUCCACCUGACGAAAUAUGUGGAAGAUGAGUUCAAGGAAAUCAAGGAGACCUGGGUGCUCUUGGUGUGUAUUGGGGCUACCUCUGGCCUUGGACGUCUUGUGUCAGGCCACAUCAGUGACUCCAUUCCUGGACUUAAGAAGAUAUACUUGCAGGUCCUCUCAUUCCUGCUCCUGGGCCUGAUGUCCAUGAUGAUCCCCCUGUGCCAGGACUUCUGGGGCCUUAUCGUUGUCUGCCUCUUCCUGGGAUUAUGUGAUGGCUUCUUCAUCACCAUCAUGGCUCCCAUUGCAUUUGAGCUGGUGGGACCCAUGCAGGCUUCACAGGCCAUUGGCUACCUCCUGGGCAUGAUGGCCCUGCCGAUGAUUGCUGGCCCUCCCAUUGCAGGCCUUCUUCGAAACUGCUUUGGUGACUACCAUGUGGCCUUCUACUUUGCCGGUGUCCCCCCCAUCAUUGGGGCUGUAAUCCUCUUCUUUGUCCCUCUGAUGCAUCAAAGGAUGUUCAAGAAAGAGCAGAGAGAUUCCAGCAAGGAUAAGAUGUUGUCCCACGAUCCGGACCCCAACGGAGAACUGCUGCCCGGCUCCCCAGCUCCUGAAGAGCCGAUUUAACGCCUCUGUCUUGCCAUGGUGUGCUCCCCCGCCCCGCCCCGCCCCGCCCCUCCACUCUCCCCUGCUCAGCAUUUACAUUUUUGCCACCAGCACACUUGUUCCCAACCCUGUACACACAGCAUUUCAGCCACCUGACCAUCUCCUCUGAGCCAACACUCUCAGUGUUCCAAACUCGUUAACCAAAUUCUCCCCGGUGAAUGCCUUGAAACUUGCCAGGCCCUUCUUCCAGGAUCUGGGAAAAUGUGGGAUCACCCCCUUGGCCUUUGGAUCCUCUCCAUAUACUUUCUAUCCCCCUGGGGGGAGGAGGAGGAGAAUGGGACCUCUGGCCCCAGCUUGUUAGUUACCCACUACAAUCAACUGCCAAAGGUGCUACUGUGUCCCCAGAACCCAGUGGGAGAGACCCAAGCCUCUGCUGAGGAAUCUGUUGCCAUCCAUCCUUGGGAGCCAUUUGGGAGUUGUGGGCAGGAAGGCCAAAAGAGACAAGGACCUUGUUUUGGAUUGACGCUCCUAAGGGCUCUGCGGAACCCCGUGAAAUUGUUGUGAACCAUCUGUUUCCCUCUCCCUUCCUUUUCUUUUCUCUCUACUGCCUCCUCUCUAUCUUCUUCCCCUCUAUUUCUUCUUACUGUCAUAGACACAUAGGUGCUUGAAGAAAGGAGGGACCCAGAGCUUGGGCCAAUUGGCUUCAUUUUGGCCCAGACCAUCCCGAACACUAGCACUAAUCCUGCUCAUCUCAGGCGGAGCUACAUCUCACUUUUGGGCUCAAACUGAUAUAUAAUUAUAGACUGGAAGAGCAGGCUAUCACAUAGGGAAGGGAUCUUAAACACUACAGAGUUUCGUGUAUCACUGAUUUGGACAGAUGAACCAAGAGGCCUUCCCAGUUUCCCAUCCUUGUAGCCACCUGUCAAAUGUGAAGAAACUCCUUUCAUCUCAUCAGACACAGGAGGAAUGAUGACAGUUCACUGGCAUGAUGGGGGAUGUUGCGAUGGUUAACGACUUGGUGAAGGACCAACUCCUCCAUCUCUCACUUUUCGUAACAGGUCAAUAUUUCCACCUGGGCCAGGCCAGGAAAUGAACUUAGAAAGAAAAGGAGAAAAACCUCAUUGUGUACCUGUCCCAAAAAGACAUAGGCAGCAACUGCACCUAGGGUUGGACAAUUUCUUUUCGGAAGGGGAAGCCACCCUAGCCUCUACCACCCAGUCUGUCCCCCAUUCUAGGCAUCCUGGGCCACUCUACUGAGUGGGUAUUACAGGUGCCAGAAAAAGGAAGUUCUGGACCACCAUCAUCCCUUUGAAGUUGGUGCCAGAUACUGCCCUACACCCAGGCUCUGGGCAACAGUCUUACUGAAGAGCAUUCCAAGUGCCCCUGGCCAGAGGCAAAGGGCACUGCCAGCCUGGUCCAGUUGCACAGCUCACCUCAUUAGGAACUCAGCCUCUCUCCUCCCUGUCUUUGUGUGUGUCUCUCUCUCUUCUCUAAGCCUUUGUUUAUUGUGUUCCUGUACCCACCCUUUCAUCAUCUUUUGCCAGGCAUCCCUGGCUGUUACUUGGACCCAACAAUAACUUGCCACCCCAAGCCAGGGUCAUCCCAAGGCCAGGAGGAUGAGGUUGCUCUGAGGGGCUCCAAAGAAUACAAUGGUCCCCACACAUGAGUUUUUCCGUUACUAACAGGCAGCUGGGGCAUAGUUGGCCUCUGAUGUUUCAUUCAAGGCCAAAGUCCUGAGCCCCCCUCCGCUGGUCCCAGUCCAGCUCUUAUCAACUCCCCAAAGGAAAACCCAUUGGUUCUUGGCUCUGAGGACAGGAAGGGGUGGAGUUACUGUCCUGUCAGCUCAAGCAUCUGUGCAACAGGAGAAACUGGGCCCCAGGAGCCCUGUGACUCCCAGGAGAGGCCAUUGAAAACAUCGGAGCUGCAAUGCCUCGGCUUCCAUUCGUCCUUGCCCCACGCCCCACCCCCUCCAAGCCACUUGGGGUGAAGGGCUGGGGAGGGGGGGAAUGAGCGUGCAGUGCCUCUUUUGUUACCCAUGGCUGGAUAGCUCUUAAGAGUCAGGCUGCCACUCACUUCUCUCCAGAUGGAGGAAAGACAUUCACAGGUCCCAAAUCUGCCCAUUCAGGUGUCGCCUAACAUUGGCAGGGUAUCAAUUUUUUUUCUCACGCAUGUGUGUGUGUGUGUGUGUGUGUGUGUGUGUGUGUGUGUGUAUGUGUGUGUGCGCGCGCGCGCGCGCAUGUGGGCUUGUGUGCUUUCCGAGAGACUGUUGUUUGGCCCAGGCAUCACAGUAUUAAUAUUUAGAAUAGGAAGUAGCCUCUUAGGCACCACAGUUAAAACAAAAAGAACAAACCAAAUUUCAGAGCUUGAGACCUGGGACAUUUAAAUCCUCAAGGGGUUUGGAACAAAAUAAACAGAUCUAAACGUUU